Molecule: messenger RNA, 393 nt
Organism: Helobdella robusta
Lineage: Eukaryota; Metazoa; Annelida; Clitellata; Rhynchobdellida; Glossiphoniidae
Exons: 2
Coding region: 1-393 (130 amino acids)
Source: RefSeq, a predicted model, not a curated record
AUGAGGGUGCAUCAGAUGAGGUACAGGUGCCAGAUGAUCCGAGUCGGUGUAGUCGAUGUGACACUGUUGAGGUGUUCGGGAGAUAUAGAGGGAUCAGCGGAGGUUGCGGGAGAGGUAUCGAAGGGCUUUAAUGAUGGGAUAAACGGUGUGGCUGACAGAUUAACGAUGAUUAAAGAACAAACGAAUUGUCCGUCGUUGAAAAGGUGGUGGGGUUUUGCUAAGAUGGGUAGGAAGAAUUUUUUUAUUGAAGAUGGAGUCUUAUAUCACAAGGAAGAUAGCGGCCAAAUGUCUAUAAAAGCGCUGGGAAGGUCCCGUCAACAGGCUCAGAAAUUCAGUUCAGGAUUUGUUGUCGUCGCGAGAGUAAUCGUGGAGUCUCGGAAGUUGAAGUGGUAG